AGCUCCGUAUUCACCACUUCUUUUAGCUCGUUGUCUGCGAAUUUCGUGAUCAGACGAAUAUUAGAAUCGCCGAGUUGAAUGACGAUAAAUCGUUUCAGCGUACCGUCGAUCCACGCGAGUGAUUAAACGCGAUGUCUUACACUCGUAACCGGUGAUCACGCUCUGUCGGAAACAUGGAUGUCGUGCGGGAGAAAUGGAGCGAGGAAAACGUCCGUUGCUAUCUGACGGUGCGAAUGCUUCGGGAGAAGAUGCGUUCUCUGUAUCGCAUGUUACCGCUUCGGUAAGUCUGUACUUCUCUUUCGCAUCAGCGUGCUGCAUCAAAUCGAAUCCGCUUGAGGCCGUUCGUCUACAAACACGUUUCUCCUCGGUGGUGAAUGUAGAUGGCAUUUAGGUGGCCUUUCGAGAUAACGUUGUCCCUUUCUUCUCUCUCCGAUCGCGGAGACCUUGUAAUUCACUUUACACGGCGCUGUUGUCAGUGCUUAAAGCGCUUCAAAACAAAAUUGUGUUUGGUAACAAGUUCCCCGAAUUUUUGAGUGAAAUGAUCGAGGAGCACGACGAACGUGAAACAAUAUGCGAUUCAGUGAAUUCACUGAUUGAAGGCUGCCGUUUACCGGUCAAAAUGCACGGCACGGACGAUUGGCCACUCGCUGAGAUUAUCAGUGUCAAGGAAGUACAUGGUGUCAAGUGUUAUUACGUUCACUAUGUGGAUUUCAAUAGACGAUUAGACGAAUGGGUUAUGGAAGAUUCCUUGGAUACGAGAAAGGUCCAAUACCCACGUCGCGAUGGAACGACACCAGGAACUGGUGCGGCGACGCCAAAAAAACAAGCAGCCAGCAGGCCACCCAGUCCCAGCAGCGUCAGCAACGAACCGGUCAAUGGUUCCGCCGUGCUCCAAGCUGCUCUACAAAAGAAAAUGUGUAGAAAAAGAAAAGCUGCAUUCAUAGAAAACGAGGAUUCUCAGGAUGGUCCACCGCAAACACCGGGUCCCAGGCCCACCGGUUCUCUAGUAGCGCAUCAGAAAAUGCGAAUGAAGAACGUGGAACUAAUCGAACUGGGUCGCCAUAGAAUAAAGCCUUGGUACUUCAGCCCGUAUCCGCAGGAGUUGGUGAAUUUAUCUUGUAUAUAUAUCUGCGAGUUCUGUCUGAAAUACAGAAAGAGUCGAAAGUGCUUGGAGAGGCAUUUACUCAAAUGUAAUCUACGUCAUCCACCCGGAAACGAGAUAUAUAGGAAAGGAUCUAUAUCGUUUUUCGAAAUCGACGGACGCAAGAACAAGAAUUACGCACAAAAUCUCUGCCUACUAGCGAAGCUAUUUCUAGAUCACAAGACCCUCGACUAUGACACGGACCCCUUUUUGUUCUAUGUAAUGACGGACUUUGACAGCAGAGGAUUUCACAUAGUCGGCUACUUCUCCAAGGAGAAGGAGUCAACGGAGGAUCACAACGUAGCAUGCAUUCUUACACUGCCACCGUACCAGAGGAGAGGUUACGGCAAGCUUCUGAUAGAAUUUUCAUAUGAGCUGUCGAAAUUCGAGGGGAAGACCGGCUCGCCUGAGAAACCGUUGUCCGAUCUGGGUCUGCUUUCGUAUCGAAGCUAUUGGGCGCACACGAUACUCGAUAUCCUGCUGAACAUUAAGCCAAUGGUGGAAAAUGAGAAGCCGCAGAUAACGAUAAGCGAAAUCUGCGAAUUGACGUCGAUCAAGAAAGAGGACGUGAUAUCGACCUUGCAAAACUUGAAUCUCAUUAAUUACUACAAGGGACAAUAUAUCGUGACGUUGAAUAGGGAAAUAAUCGAUCAACACACAGCCGCGAUGGAAAAAAGACAGAUCAGGAUAGAUCCUAAGUGUUUGCAUUGGACACCGAAAGACUGGAGUGUUAGGGCUAAAUGGUGAAGUGAAGCUCCGAACUGACAAUAAGGCAAUGUUAACUUGUCUUGGAAUUACUUUCAGGAAUCCCAACGGAAAUAAUUACGAUUAACGAAGGUGUACAAAAAUUGUACAUAUUUAUGUGUUAACUCGUGACCUCGAACGGUCUAGCGUUUUAAUAAGACUGCAUUUGGCGUUGCGUGCGCUUUCAGCAAUGCUGUAGAAACUUCAUUGACGCACGCAGAUCUCGGUUGUAGAGCGCUAAGAUCAUACCGCGUGUGCUCACGCGGAUUUUACCUGAGAAGAUAUUUGCUAUAAAACAGCAUGUACCUAGAAGUCAGAUACAGUGUUUUAAUAUGGUGGUUAUAAUUUUUUUUAAUGACACGCAAGAACCACCAUUCGCCGUUACGACGAUCGUGUUUGUACAGUUACCCCUAUCGGUCUUGUAAAUUGUAAAUAAAUAUGAUUUUAUAACAUAUUUACACAAACUCCUCCGCGGCUCUUCAGGCGCAUUCAAAUUUUAUAGGAAAAAUAUUUGUAUAGGCUGAAUACACAGAGACCGCUGUUUGUAAUCCAAUUUUUAGUACACAGAGACAAGUUGAAGUGCAUCUAUCGUGUAUAUGUAAAUAUGUACAUAUCUUUUCACAUUGUUAUUUAUUGUACAUUUUCCCUGAGAUAUAAUUGACAAAUUAUAUCUCUUUCAGUAGUUAGGAAUAUUAUGAAUUGCUAGGCGAGUACGUUUGCACAUUGACGUAUUUAUGAACAUCUAACAUGAGAUAUAGAGGCCGUCGGAAAUUCUAUCUCAAAGACAACUUCUAGCUAUUGUAAAUUAAUACUUCCUGUUUUUGGGCAAAGACAGGCUUUAAUGCUAAAUGCAAAGACUAACGUUAUCCGAAAGUGUAAUUUCAAACCAUUAAAAUGAAAUAUGAAUAAUCAUUUUACUGAAUUUGUAAUAUAUCAGAAUUUCUCUGAAUGCCAUCCGGGAUUUAUUUUUCAUCUGCGAUUUUAUUGCAAGCCAACGUUAUGAAUUUUCAUGCUUUUCAUUCGAUCACGUGGUGUCAUACGCUUAACCAAGAGCAAUAAGCCAAGAACAUCUCCGAUAUAGAUGAUCAAUACUGACUACGAUUUCGUUUUAUAGUAGAAAUUAUAGUUACUAAUGUGUAAUAAAUUUCAACUCAAUUUAUCAUUUUUUUUUAAUUCUGACUAAAAUGUUGCACGCUGAAUGAUGAAAUAGUUUGAUGCAGCACG
This is a messenger RNA of Dinoponera quadriceps, 3109 nucleotides long. RefSeq names its product histone acetyltransferase Tip60 (gene Tip60). The transcript has 5 exons. NCBI's taxonomy places the organism in Eukaryota, Metazoa, Arthropoda, Insecta, Hymenoptera, Formicidae. Bases 539 to 1888 code for a protein of 449 amino acids. Gene Ontology annotation, biological process: regulation of DNA-templated transcription. The record is from RefSeq and is a predicted model, not a curated record. Gene Ontology annotation, molecular function: histone acetyltransferase activity.